AUGAUAUCCACCAUCACCGAGGGCGAGUUCGGACAAGGCGAGUGGUUUAAAGUGCUCAUUGGUGCAUGCAUUUAUGUCGUUAUGCGAAAAGAGGAUCGACCUUUGCCUAUGGCGGAAGUCGCCUCCACGAUAGGGAUUGAUGUUUACGAAAUCAGUAGAAUGAUUUUACGCGUUGUUGAUUUUUUGAAUUUGAGGCCUGAUUUUCCUGAGUUUGAUAUAGUUCAUUUGUUGGAACGAAUGAUUAGGAAUUGUAGCGGUUGUGCCUCUGCUGAGAGGAAUUUGAUUGAGAGGAUGAGGAAGCAGGGGAUGUUUUUGAUUCAGUGUGCGGUGAAGUGGUAUCUGAGCAUCGAGUGGAGGCCGGUGCCGUUGGUGGUGGCGGUGUUGGUUUUUAUGGUGGAGUUGAAUGGGGUUGGGGUGGGGAUGGAAGAAUUAGCUAAAGAGGUUCAUGCUAGGGUUUCAACUUGUAGGGCUAGGUAUAAGGAGUUACUUGAGACUCUUGUGAAGGUUGCACAGGUGUUGCCUUGGGGGAAGGAUGUUACUGUGAAGAACAUUAUUAAGAAUGCGCUGGUUGGGAUUCAGUAUAUGGAGAGGAAUGCUAUGUUGAAGCAUGGGGAGAAGAGGGAGGAGGGUCUUGAUCAGGCUACGGUGGAUUUGAAGGAUGUGGUUGUUGAAUGCUUGAGAAAUGAUGGUGAAUUUGAAUACGGGGUUGAUGGCAUGUCUAAAAGGAAGGAUUCACGGUAUUUUAUGUUGGAGAGUAAUGCUGGUAGAGUGGGUGGUGGGGAUUCAGAGAGGCAGCAAAUUUCGCUUGAAUGCUUGUCAGUGUUGUAUAAGAAGUUUUUGGAUGAAAAUAAUUGUGCAGAGUCUCUGAGAGGGAGUGGGAGUGCUCAGAAAAGGAGGAUUUUACAAUUUGAUCUGCUAGAGUGUUGGGAGUGA
Molecule: messenger RNA, 933 nt
Organism: Glycine soja
Lineage: Eukaryota; Viridiplantae; Streptophyta; Magnoliopsida; Fabales; Fabaceae
Product: plant-specific TFIIB-related protein PTF2-like
Exons: 1
Coding region: 1-933 (310 amino acids)
Biological process (GO): transcription by RNA polymerase III; transcription preinitiation complex assembly; DNA-templated transcription initiation
Cellular component (GO): transcription preinitiation complex; transcription factor TFIIIB complex; nucleus
Molecular function (GO): RNA polymerase III general transcription initiation factor activity; RNA polymerase III type 3 promoter sequence-specific DNA binding
Source: RefSeq, a predicted model, not a curated record